AUGAUGCGGCAGAUCUUAUCCGGUGUCGAGUACAUUCACACUAGCAAGGUGGUCCACCGUGAUCUGAAGUUGGAGAAUAUAUUGAUGAUGAACGAGGAAACGCUGAAAAUCAGUGAUUUCGGAUUUGCGGCUUAUGUAGAAGAGGACGAG
This is a messenger RNA of Sphaeroforma arctica JP610, 150 nucleotides long. RefSeq lists its product as hypothetical. Gene Ontology annotation, biological process: protein phosphorylation; mitotic cell cycle; regulation of cytokinesis. The annotation marks the transcript as partial. NCBI's taxonomy places the organism in Eukaryota, Ichthyosporea, Ichthyophonida. The transcript has a single exon. Gene Ontology annotation, molecular function: protein kinase activity; ATP binding. Gene Ontology annotation, cellular component: nucleus; centrosome; cytoplasm. The record is from RefSeq and is a predicted model, not a curated record.